Verruconis gallopava is the source of this 1130-nucleotide messenger RNA. RefSeq lists its product as uncharacterized. NCBI's taxonomy places the organism in Eukaryota, Fungi, Ascomycota, Dothideomycetes, Venturiales, Sympoventuriaceae. The record is from RefSeq and is a predicted model, not a curated record. The transcript is spliced from 3 exons. The coding region runs from base 1 to 1038 and encodes 345 amino acids.
AUGCGUCACACAUCCCUACUACUCUCCAGCCUUGCCCUCGCUCAAUGCAGUACAGCAGGGUUGCUGAACGCAAGACAAGAUACAACGUCAGCUACGGCCAGAACGGGAACGGCCACAACAACCACUAGCGAAGCGACCGCAGGGUUAGUUGAGACAACAAUCGACGGCAAAGCCACCACCCUCCAAGUUGCAGUUCCCACGGGAGAUGUUGCGGAUGAGACUACAAGCACACCGACGGUAAAAACAGCCACGGCGUUAGCCCCAGUGGCAACUGAUAUCGGAACCGGAUCUUCAGCCUUGCUCUCUUGCAAAGCUCCUACCGGAAGUCCACUCUGUCUACCAAACAACGCAACGCAGGUCAAUGUUGGAGACACAUAUUACGUGACUUGGGAUCCAUCGAGAUUCGAAGUCAACACGACUAUCACCAUCCUCCUCAAUUACGCUAACGACACGGAUAAUGGAAAUCGUGUAGCUUGGACCUCGGAUGGCACUCCUCGUGAGAAAGGCUUUGUCACAGUGAAGAUGGAUGACAGUUGGCGGAAGGGAACGCGGAAUGCCACCCUUGAAUUUGCUUUGAUUGCAUACCAGCCUGUUUCCGAACAUACCGCACGCCCUGUGGACGGGCCCACAGUUUUCCUAAGCAAGUCUUCGUCACACUAUCCACCUCCUCCCACGACGAAACUCCCCGACAACGUCAGCUUGUACGUUGGUGUUCCUCUCGGAGUAGGCGGUUUGAUUUUUGUGCUCCUCGGUCUUUACUUCGGCAUGCGCAAACAUCGGCAUAUCGAUAUUAAGGGUAUAAUGGCUAGACGGAACAGGGGUUACGGUGCCCGUAAAUCGAGACGUGAAAGACUUGGCCUGAAGAAAGGCGUUAUCCGACUUGAGGAAAGGGAAGUCGCCGAUCCCGUUGAAGAUUACAGAAACGCACGUGAUAUUUACAGCGCCCCAGGACUAAGUGGUGACGGUGGCAAAUACGGUGGAAACGCAUUCAGGAAUGAGAUUGAGAAGCAAAAUAUUGGAAGGAGAGGCAUGAUUUAAAUUGAUGAGUUGAUGAGAUCCUGCUGAGUCACCUUUUGAUUUCUUUCAUUCUGAAGAGCUGGGUCUUGGUUAAAAAGAUGCUAAAUUGGAAC